This is a messenger RNA of Pieris macdunnoughi, 1899 nucleotides long. The record is from the annotation of a GenBank genome assembly. NCBI's taxonomy places the organism in Eukaryota, Metazoa, Arthropoda, Insecta, Lepidoptera, Pieridae.
AUGCCCGAUCGCGGUGAAGCAAUACGAGUGUACCUGCAGAGUUGGCGCUCUGACGAGCUGAUGAACAUGCUGCUCGGUGCCAAAGUGAGCGGGGCCACUCCCCUCGUGAUAGCUUGUCGCAAUGGCCAUUAUGAUGUAGCCGAAUAUCUCAUAGAAAGGUGCAAAGCCGAUAUUGAACAACCUGGUUCAGUAACAUUCGACGGUGAGACAAUCGAAGGCGCGCCGCCGUUAUGGUGUGCAGCGGCCGCCGGUCACCUGCCCCUGGUCAGGUUGCUGGUUCGCGCCGGCGCGAACGUCAAUUCUACCACGAGGACUCACAGCACGCCGCUGCGGGCGGCCUGCUUCGAUGGACAUUUUGAUAUUGUUAAAUUUCUAGUCGAGAACGGUGCAGAUAUAGAAAUAGCUAAUCGACACGGUCACACGUGCCUCAUGAUAGCGUGUUACAAGGGCCACAUACGGAUCGCAAAGUACUUACUGUCAUUAAACGCAGAUGUUAAUAGAAAGAGCGUGAAAGGAAAUACGGCAUUACAUGACUGCGCUGAAAGCGGUUCCCUUCAUAUAUUAAAGAUGCUUUUGGGUCACGGUGCUACAAUGGAUGUGGACUCUUAUGGCAUGACACCCCUCCUAGCCGCCUCAGUAACCGGCCACACGCAUAUAGUAGAACACCUGAUUAACAAUGAGAACGGUCUCGUGACAAGACAACAACGCAUUGACGCAUUGGAACUUCUAGGAGCCACUUAUGUUGACAAAAGACGAGAUAUGGUUGGAGCUUUAGCCUUGUGGAAAAGAGCGAUGGAUGACAGAUUUCCCACAGACGGAAGUGACCCCUUACCCAAACCAAAGGACAUACCCCGCAUCGAGGCGUAUGACUACGCCGUGGAGCCAAGUAACGUGCAACAGCUGGAAGAAUUAUUGGCAGACCCUGACGCUAUGAGGAUGCAGGCCCUUGUUAUUAGAGAGAGGAUAUUAGGUCCAGUCCACCCUGACACAUCGUAUUACGUACGCUACCGCGGCGCGGUGUACGCGGACGCGGGCCGGUUCGCACGUUGCAGGCAACUUUGGCACCACGCGCUGGAUAUGCAGAGAGCGGUCUUGCCUCCACUAUCGCCCCUUACGCAAUCCAGUCUGUAUAGCUUUUCCGAAUUGUUCUCGUAUAUGCUGGCUGAAAGAGCACGUCCGCCAUUGAGAGGUCGAAUCGUACCCCCAGUUACCUUUGAGGAUAUAGAACCAGUAUACACGAAAGCCUUAUUUGAGAUAGAGAGAGGGGUACAACUCCUUGAGGGCAAACUAAGUGAUGUUGAUAGAGAAGCUACACUCUGUACACUGCAGAGAGUUGUUAUUAUAGCAUUGCAUCUGGCGGCUUUGAUGGCCCGGUUGUUAGAGGAACCGGAUAUCACUCCGGAUGUGGUCAGUCAGAUACAUCGUGCCGUUUACACACUCGUCAAGCUUGAUAUUAAGGUGCGGCAAGGUCGUUCCGCCCUCCACGUGGUGUGUUCCGCAGAGGUGACCCGAGCGAGGGGCGGAGCGCCCUGGUUCGAGCACGGGCAGCCGGCGCCUUCACCUUCGCUCGUGUCGCUUAUGCUGCGUCUGGGGGCGGCGCCCGACGCGCGUGACGCGGACGGGAAUACGCCCUUGCACCUGGCUUGCAAGUUGGACCCUUGCCCUGCUGAAGUAGUACGGCACCUGCUUUCAUACGGCGCCCACAUCGACACGGUGAACUACGAAGGCGAGACGCCGGCGGAACUCCUCAAAGCCACUAACCAAAACCUGUCCACAAUCGUCAAUCCGCUCAAAUACACAACACUGAAAUGCCUCGCCGCUAGAACGGUAAAAAAUUACAAAUUACCAUACAGACAUGUUGUACCGCAGUGCCUGCAUUCGACUAUUAUCACUCAUUAG